UUCCGAGAGAACCCUACCAUGAUUCUGGGACCGGAUGAGCUUAACACACUAAGGACUCAGCUGGCUCACGUCCGCCUCUUCAUCAUCGACGAGGUGUCCAUGGUAGGCCGAGAGACAUUCGCCCAGAUCGACUCCCGUCUUCGGCAGAUUUUCAACAGUCAAGAGCCGUUUGGAGGCAGAUCUGUGAUCACCUUUGGUGACCUUAAUCAGCUCCGACCAGUUAAAGACGCUUGGAUAUUCGACCCACCCAGAGAUGAUAUUGGUGUCCUCGCAGGUUCAAGUCUCUGGCACCGAUUUAAGUUCUACAGGCUCACUCAGAUCAUGCGACAGCAAGAGGACACCCAGUAUGCGGAGGCAUUAAACCGCAUUCCUACCGGGGAAACAACGAUUCAGGACGACGAAAUGUUUCGGUCCCGCGAGAUUUCAAGGCUUGCGCAGCAGGGCAUUUACCCUCCCAGUGACGCUUUUGUCAUUGUAGAAACCAAUGCCCAAGUAGACAACUUUAACGCAGAUUUUCUGCGAACCCUGGACACGGAGUCCUGCCAAAGUCCAAGUAUGGACAUAUGCUUGGGCGAGGGCUCGGCGCGGGCUAGGCAGCGUGAGUUGGAGAGAGUCCAGGACUGGCCCAUCAGCAAGACGCAGGGUCUGCCCCGAAACCUGGAAGGAAGGGUUUCGGCGCCAUACAUGGUCACCGUCAACCUGGCGACGCCUGACGGCCUAACCAACGGGUCCUGCGGAACGUUGCGGCACAUUCAGUGGGGCCGCACUGGUGACGGUCAGCGCAUUCCUAUUCGCCUGUACAUUGAGUUCUCUGAUGAGUCUGUUGGUAGGCAAACGCGGGCCGACAACAGUGCCGUUAUGGCCAGGGAUGGCGUGGAUGCCAGGCUGACGCCAAUUGAGCGCGUGUCGAGAUCCUUCGUUGCACGGUUAGGUUCUCUUUUCAAGAUUGUAAGGAAACAGUUCCCACUGGUGGUGUGCAAGGCCUUGACUGUUUGGAAGUGUCAGGGAAGCACCAUGCGGGCUGUUGUUGUGGUUAUGAGGGAGGAGCGGCGGAUGGAGCGACGCCCGUUCUACGUGGGAACGAGCCGUGCCACCGCUCUGCAGGGUCUCUUCAUUCAGGGGACGUACCGACGGCCUGCACCACCUGGCCCAAACGACUCAGUCCUGAUUGAGAUCCAGCGGCUGGAGCUUCCAGAGAAUGCGGUUCAGUUUAGCAUCGAAUUUCCUGAACUCCAUAUAAACGCCGACGGCUUGGUCGCGUUGUUUCAUAACAUUGUGUCACUUUACAAGCACCACAGCCACGUUGUGCAGGACCUCAGCUAUACCAGAUCAGACAUCAUAAUGCUGUGCGAGACUAGAACAAUGCCUCUGGACGACAUCUCUAUUCCUGGAUUCGAACUGCUGCAUCGCAGGGACUGUAUCAGGGCCACGCGCCACCCUUUUGGAACGACGCUGUACGUCAGGCAUGGGCUCACCGGGCGUGUAGAAGUUAUUUUUCAUGAGCCAAGUGUGACCGUUUGGCGUGAUGGUCACUUACACUCCUUCGUCGAUGUUGUCGGCCUCUUGGUGUCCGGUCAAAGGACGGCGGGGAUCGUGUUUCUGCACCGGUCCCCGCUGAGUACUAUGUCAAACUUCAGGCAGCAUUUCGGGGCUUGUAUGCAGACUCUCCAGGAGCGAGGGGUGCAGGCGAUAACAGUAGUUGGCGAUUUCAACAUCAACCUGCAGGAUGCGACGGCUGCUUCUCCCUUGCUGGGAUACAUGAGUGAUUUUGGGCUGCAGAUCAUGGUCAAUGAAACUGAAGUGUCCACAGACAACGGAACACUCAUUGAUCUCUGCUUUAGUAAUGAUUCAUCAGCUCAAUCUUAUAUCACUGAGUCUGUAAUAAGCGAUCACAAGCCUAUAUGGUUCAAGCUUGACCGGCUGUAGUUUGUGCAUGUCUGCAGUUGUGUGUAUGAUAGUACCGAUUCACACCUUUUCUUGCCGUGGAAAAUUUGUGUCUAUUUCAUUCUGUACUGCCCAAAUUUUUGUUGUACAAUAUAUAUAAAACUCGUGUGCAUAUGGUGCUUUCACGUUUUGUUAGCACUUUUUGUUAAACUUUUCAGUAUUUUAUUGUGUAGUGUUUAGUGUUUGAACACUUGAUUUAUCAGUGUAAAUGAUUUUAUAGUAUUGUAUGAAGAGUUGUUGUCUUAGUUGCUAACUUUUUUUGACAAUUUGAUCCUACCUUGAACAACAUAAUUUAUUUUGAUUUUAGAUUUAACUAAUUUAUAGGCUUUCUAAAUGAAAAGUUCUAGAGCUGCAACGUUAUUUAUGCUUUGAAAAUGCUUGUGAUAAACGCUUUGCUAAAAAUUUAAAAUAUAUAGACUUCUAUAAACAUG
This is a messenger RNA of Frankliniella occidentalis (western flower thrips), 2375 nucleotides long. RefSeq lists its product as uncharacterized. Gene Ontology annotation, biological process: telomere maintenance; DNA repair. The record is from RefSeq and is a predicted model, not a curated record. The transcript is spliced from 2 exons. NCBI's taxonomy places the organism in Eukaryota, Metazoa, Arthropoda, Insecta, Thysanoptera, Thripidae. Gene Ontology annotation, molecular function: DNA helicase activity. Bases 19 to 1926 code for a protein of 635 amino acids.